Molecule: messenger RNA, 1323 nt
Organism: Nipponia nippon (crested ibis)
Lineage: Eukaryota; Metazoa; Chordata; Aves; Pelecaniformes; Threskiornithidae
Source: RefSeq, a predicted model, not a curated record
AUGAAAUACAAAUCAGGAAAACAGCUGUCAUUAGCUCUGCUGCUCAUGGACUUAUUAGAAGAUGCAGAUGGAGGGUACAGGUGGACAGCUGUGUACGCAUCCUACCUCUCCCUCUUCUGUUGUAACAGAGCUGAAUAUUUUCUAGGUUACCUAACCAAACUUCUGCAAAAUCAUACUGCCUAUGCCUGCGAUGGGGAGCAUUUGAGUCUGCGCUGUCCUCGGCAUUCAACAAUAAGUGUUCAGUCAGCAUUUUACGGGCACGACUACCACAUGUGUAGUACUCAGGAGCCUGAAACCAGGAUGACAGAACCCAUAAACUGUGUGGCACCCACCUCUUUGCAGAAAGUGCUGGAUGAAUGCCAAAACCUGAGAUCCUGCCAACUCCUUGUCAAUAGUCGGGUUUUUGGACCUGAUCUGUGUCCAGGGACCACUAAAUUCCUCCUUGUCUCCUUUAAAUGCAAACCUACUGAAUACAAAACCAAAUCAGCAUGUGAAAACCAGGAGCUGAAACUCCACUGUCAGGAGUCCAAGUUCCUUAUCAUCUACUCUGCCACCUAUGGCAGAUGGGCACAUGAGGAGAACAUCUGCUCGACUGAAGUGGAGCGCGUCCCUGCCUUCGACUGUUUGUCUUACACGGCGCUAGAAGUUUUAUCAAAAAGGUGUUAUGGGAAACAGAGAUGCAAAAUCAUCGUCACUAGCCGGGAUUUUGGAAGUCCGUGCCUACCUGGAGUGACAAAAUACCUUAACGUCAGCUAUGCGUGUGUUCCUAAAUUUAUCCUCACGGCUGUCAACCCCCUGGUCACCGAUAGCAAGUCUUCCGUCAAACAGAACAAUGGUGUCAACCUUGAUCCAAAGGAAUCAAGACUUCCAAAGAAAGAUGGAACUCUCGUUAGCAACUCCUUGGCUACAUUUGCAUACAUUAGAGAUCACCAUGAAAGAGCCGCUCUCCUGUUUAUGUCCAGCGUUUGCGUGGGAUUAACCUUCACGCUGUGUGCUUUGGUGAUCCGCAUGCCAUGCUCGAAUGACUGCCAGAAAUUGCACAGAAAGAAGGAUCGCUUAGUGCCAGAAAGUGACAGAGCGUACGAGAACGGUGAAAAUGAGGAAGAGGAGGAGGAGGAGGAAGAUUCCUCUGAUUCGGAUGUCCAGGAUGAGAUAGCGGGACUUUACAGACCUUCUUACUCAGGUUAUAAUUCAACAGAGGCGGCAGAACUGGCCGAAAGGAUAGAGCGCAGGGAGCAGAUCAUACAAGAAAUUUGGAUGAACAGUGGUUUGGAUAUCACACCUCCUAGAAAUAUGAAUACAUUUUAUAUUAACGAACAAUAA